UACUUUUUUGUUAAAUAUGAAUGAAUCCAAGGAACAUAUGGAAGAAAUGGAGUCCACUUUUGUCAUAGUGGGAGGUGGCAUUGCUGGGGUAUCUUGUGCCGAAGGAUUGAGUUUUCUCGCUCCUGAGGAAAGUAUAAUUUUAAUUACCGCUAGUCCCCUGAUAAAAGCUGUGACAAAUGUAGUUCCACUAGGCAAAACAUUAAUGCAUUUUGAUAUAGAAGAGAAAAGUGCAAUCUCUUUUGGUGAAAAACACGAGAUGUUACAAGUUCUUCAUGAUACUGUAGUUAAGAUUGACACAGCUAGGAAAAAAAUAGAACUCAGCAGUGGAAAGAUCAUAAAUUUCAAAAUGUUAUGCCUUUGUACUGGCGCAAAACCCAAAUUGAUAGCAGAAAAUAAUGAUCUUGUUAUAGGUAUUCGUGAUACAGAAUCCGUAUUACAAUUUUCUGAGAGACUUAAAAACACCAAAAAAGUCAUAAUUGUUGGUAAUGGGGGAAUUGCUACCGAAAUUGUACACGAGGUUAAAGGUGUUGAAAUAGUUUGGGUAAUUAAAGAUAAACACAUUUCUGCAACCUUUGUUGAUCCUGGAGCUGCUGAAUUCUUUUUAAACAAGAUUUCUUCCAAGUCCGAUGAGUCACAAGAGCUUAGUAAAGAUGUGCCAACCAAAAGAAUGAGAUAUGUAAUAUCAGAUAGCGCACCAGUUAAAAACGGAGCUGCUCUUGGUCCAGAUUGGCACAACAGCUUUAAUAUGAAUGGUGCACUCUUUACACGUACAAAUGUGCAUGUUGAGUACGAAUGUGAAAUAGCGAAAUUAUUCACUACCGAGGAACAAAAGCAGUUGGAUUCUACAGAAGAAUGGCCAAUCUACGCGCAAUUAACGAACGGUAAAAUCAUCGGGUGUGAUCUUAUCAUUUCAGCAACAGGUGUUAUCCCAAAUUCUAACAUAUGUGGAUUGGAACAUCUGAAAAGAGGGGAGGAUGCUGGGUUGUCAGUAGAUUGGGAGCUGAAAACUUCAGAGAAGGAUAUCUAUGCUGCUGGAGACGUGUGUACCGCAAACUGGUCAAAAGCGAAACACUGGUUUCAGAUGAGACUCUGGACGCAGGCUCAUCAGAUGGGUCGCUACGUUGCUAAAUCAAUGGUCUCGAAUUUAAAAAGUGAAGAAUUCUUGCAAGACUUUUGCUUUGAACUUUUUACUCACGUAACUAAAUUUUUUAACUACAAAGUUGUGCUACUUGGCUUGUACAACGGACAGACUUUGGGAAAGAAUUAUGAGAUACUUUUGCGAAUCACUAAAGAUCAAGAGUAUGUUAAGAUUAUUCUGGAAGAUGGCAAAAUGCAAGGUGCCGUGCUCAUCGGGGAAACUGACUUGGAAGAAAUGUGCGAAAAUUUAAUACUUAAUCAGUUGGACUUAAGUAUGUAUGGAGAAGAUUUGUUAAAUCCUAAUAUUGAUAUUGAGGAUUACUUUGAUUGAUAUAUUAAAUUUCUAAUAAAUGCAAUUUGUCUGACAA
Linepithema humile (Argentine ant) is the source of this 1505-nucleotide messenger RNA. RefSeq names its product pyridine nucleotide-disulfide oxidoreductase domain 1 (gene Pyroxd1). Gene Ontology annotation, molecular function: oxidoreductase activity; flavin adenine dinucleotide binding. The record is from RefSeq and is a predicted model, not a curated record. Lineage: Eukaryota; Metazoa; Arthropoda; Insecta; Hymenoptera; Formicidae.